AUGGAUCGAAGGGAAGACUUGGGCUGCGUCGGCUUGGCGGCGUUGGAGCUUUCUUGGGUUGUGAAGGCGGUCUUGAGGAAUCCACUGAAGCUGACCUUCAAGAAAAAAAGGUUAAAAGAGAUGGAGGAUGAAGCCGCUGCUCUUCGUGAGAUGCAAGCUAAGGUUGAGAAGGAGAUGGUUUCCGUUCAAGAUCCUACUGCUGCAGCUACGUCUCAGGCUAAUCGAGAGGAAGUAGAUUCCCGAUCAAUCUUUGUUGGAAAUGUGGAUUAUUCGUGUACACCUGAAGAAGUUCAACAGCAUUUCCAAUCUUGUGGGAAUGUAAAUAGGGUUACUAUUCGUUCAGAUAAGUAUGGCCAGCCAAAAGGUUAUGCUUACGUGGAGUUCCUUGAAGCUGAGGUUGUUCAAGAGGCUCUUCUUUUGAAUGAAUCUGAACUUCGUGGCAGGCAGUUGAAGGAAGGUUCCAAGGUUGAGAAUGGCAACACGAUACAACCCCUAUUAUUAAAUACCAUGGACCAUAGUAGUUGUUUCAAAUACUUUUGAUAAUGUGGCUAGUUUAUGAGUUUUUUUUUUUACUUGUCAAUUUGGUUGAUGUGUCAAAACCAUGCAAGAAUUCUUGUCUGGUUUUUUUGGUGUGAAUCAUGCAAGAUCUUGCACUGCCAUGUUGCCUCUCCUGACAUUAAUGCCUUUUCUUUUAUG
Messenger RNA from Hibiscus syriacus, 696 nucleotides. RefSeq names its product polyadenylate-binding protein 2-like. NCBI's taxonomy places the organism in Eukaryota, Viridiplantae, Streptophyta, Magnoliopsida, Malvales, Malvaceae. The transcript has 7 exons. The record is from RefSeq and is a predicted model, not a curated record. Gene Ontology annotation, molecular function: RNA binding. Bases 1 to 540 code for a protein of 179 amino acids.